AUGCCGCAUGGUCUCCCGGAUGCCUUCUGCCAGCUUCUCGCCAAUCUUCGCCAAUCUUUGACAUCUCUGGGUCUUGCCUUCAAGCCUCCUGUCACGAUCCCUGCCGCUCUACAGCAACUCGAAAAGAUCUCUGAGCAGAUCAAUCAGCUCAUCAGCUGUGCCAUCAUGGCCAAAGGUGAACUGGGGAAAGAAUGGAAAGAAGGAAUAUUUGCCGUGGAGGGAGAACUCGAGAGGCAUAUCCAAGUGUUGGAGAGCGGAGGGGAUUACCUUCGAUCAACUGGUAUGGUUUGGGAAACUAUCGACCGGAUGACAAAGGACAUAUCGAAAGAUGAACGGUCCGCUGUCAUUAGGAGAUGGAAGAGUCACCAGAGUAUCAUCAAGGAUGCGUGGGAAGAGUUCAAAGAAACACUUGAGGGAGAUGGAGAAAACGAGGACGAUGGUUGGGAUGAGUUGGGUUUGGGCGAAGGCAGUCUGUCAGACGAGGAGAAGGCUCGCAGCACCGCCAUAAAACCCCUUCUUGCUCUCCAUCAGCUUCUACAUGCCAGCAUGCCGAGAUAUCUCCCUCAACUCCCAGAGAAUGAUCUGACUCUCCUUUUGACCCUCUCUGAAGAUCUGAUUGAUGCUUACGACGAGCUCGUCUCUGCGACACAUCCCGGGCAAGAUGAGGAAGAGAUCCGAGAGGCUUUGACUAGAUUACGUGACCUCUCCUUGAAAAUGGCCAGUGUCGUGACGGACAAAUCCAUCUACAAAUGGAAGGAAAGGUUUCAACAAGAGCAGGAGAAAUGGGAGAGUAGAAAACUGGACAUGUCCAAUUUGUCAGAGGCGUUACGGGACGCUUGA
Messenger RNA from Cryptococcus wingfieldii CBS 7118, 840 nucleotides. RefSeq lists its product as hypothetical. Gene Ontology annotation, cellular component: nucleus. The coding region runs from base 1 to 840 and encodes 279 amino acids. The record is from RefSeq and is a predicted model, not a curated record. Lineage: Eukaryota; Fungi; Basidiomycota; Tremellomycetes; Tremellales; Cryptococcaceae. The transcript has 2 exons. Gene Ontology annotation, biological process: regulation of cell cycle.